UUGUACCGUCUCGUUAUUUCAUGGGCUCUUCCUUCUCCUCAGCCACCACAACCUCCCCGUCUUCCCCGACGGCCAAAGUCAUCGCUACCGAUGGCUCUCUGAAGGAGUACAGGGCCCCCAUCGCCGUCUCCUCCGUGCUCGGCUCCUGUCAUCAGUUCUUCUUCGUAUGCAGCUCCGACAGCCUCUAUUUCGACGACUACAUACCUUCCUUGGCUCUAGACUCUGUGCUAGAACUGAAUCAGAUAUACUUUGUGUUACCAGUUUCAAAGUUGGAGUAUCGGUUAUCGGGCUCUGAUAUGGCGAACUUGGCGACUACGGCGAGUUCAGCGCUUGCUCGCGCAUCGAGCAGUAAGAAGAAGGAUGGUGGAAGGGGAAGGAGGACUCGGGUUGCUCCGGUGGCCAACGUUGUUUGUCAGGUGGAUUGUGCCGGAGAUGCUAGUGCUUUCGUUAAGAAUUGUGUUGGAAAGAUGGAGGGGGAAAUGAGAGGAGCAAGGGCUUUUUGCAAUUUCAGAAGGGGGAGAUUGAACACAAUUGAGGAGAUUUGAGGAAUAAGUAACCAAUUGGUUUCAAUCCUAGCCUUUUCUGUGUAUUCAAAUCUUUAAUUGUCCAGUAUUUAAUGGAUGCAUAUCAAUUGCAUGUUCUGAGUGAAAAAUGAAAAUCAGUUUUGUAAUUUAUAAGAGAUAAUA
Asparagus officinalis (garden asparagus) is the source of this 686-nucleotide messenger RNA. RefSeq lists its product as uncharacterized. The coding region runs from base 21 to 545 and encodes 174 amino acids. The transcript has a single exon. The record is from RefSeq and is a predicted model, not a curated record. Lineage: Eukaryota; Viridiplantae; Streptophyta; Magnoliopsida; Asparagales; Asparagaceae.